Molecule: messenger RNA, 2359 nt
Organism: Carassius auratus (goldfish)
Lineage: Eukaryota; Metazoa; Chordata; Actinopteri; Cypriniformes; Cyprinidae
Gene: nfkbib
Product: nuclear factor of kappa light polypeptide gene enhancer in B-cells inhibitor, beta
Exons: 6
Coding region: 352-1536 (394 amino acids)
Biological process (GO): cellular response to tumor necrosis factor; toll-like receptor 4 signaling pathway
Cellular component (GO): cytosol
Molecular function (GO): NF-kappaB binding
Source: RefSeq, a predicted model, not a curated record
GGUGUCAAGUUACUAGAGUGGGUUUGGGAAUUCCCCAGGAAAACACCUACGCAGCCACACGGCCUUUUCUGGACAAACAGGGCAACAGCAAGCCGCUCACAAGGGGAGCAAUUUGUAGUUUUAUAAUGCUCCGGACAUGGAGGGAAUCUGAGGCUUGUGCGACAGCGCUUGCCGCUGUUUUGGGGGAAUUUGUCCAGAAAGAGGGCAUCUUUUUCCCAUAAAAACACCAACAAGCGUUAGACGUAAUCCACCUGGAUAGAAGCGAAAACGGCGCAGCAGAUAGUUAUUUGUUAGGAAAGGCAAUUUUUCUUGUUACAGCGGACAUCAUUUAUACGGCACAUCCAUAUAUAAAUGGAGGGGACGCACGAUAUUCACGGUGACUCCCGGAGACAGAAUGCACGGCCUGGACCGAGCUACGCUGUGGAGAAAAGGGGCGCCCUGGAUUCUGUCCCGGAGGACUGGUGUGACAGCGGGCUAGACUCCUUAAGCGGGGUCGGACUCGGUUUUGAGGGUCCCUACGGAACUUACACCGAGGCCGACCAGAUGUGGACACCUGGACGGUCUGUGUCUGACAUACCUGACAUCCAUCCGUCGGACGAGUCCGACAACAGGAGUAACACGGACUGUGUGUCGAUUGGCGGCGGAGAGAGGCUCGACUCUGCCAUCGGGGACUCCAUUAAUGAGGAUGCUGUGGUGGGGUGCAUCUCCGACGGGAUCGGCACCAUGAUCCUGAGCGAGCCUGCAGGUACAGACAGACUGGCGAAUUCAAACACUGAGGAGGGUCGACAGCGAAGGGAAGAGCUCUUCAACACGCUCAACUUUCUGUCAGAGGACGGGGACACUGUACUUCAUUUGGCACUGAUUCAUGAGCAGUGGGGUGUCGUUCAGUGCCUGCUUGAAGAAAUUGUGGUUGACAGCACCUGGACUCCUUACCUGGACAUUCAGAAUGAUCUGGGCCAGACCGCUCUACAUUUAGCAGUCAUCGUAGACCGGAGUGAGUGUGUUCGGGCACUGUUGUGGAGUGGAGCCAGUGCGCAGAUCCAAGAGAGGGGUGGAAACACACCUUUACACCUGGCUGUCAGAGAGCUUCGCAAAGAGUGUGUGAGAGAGCUGACCAGCUGCUCACGGACCCCACCAGUGCACCUGAACAUCACCAACUACGCAGGUGUGAGUGCACUGCACCUGGCUGUACAUAAGGGCAACUGUGACAUCAUCAAUAUGCUGCUGGAGGCUGGAGCAGAUGUAAAUCAAUGGGAUUUGGGGUCAGGUCGGUCUCCAUUGCACUGGGCAGUGGAAGGUCAGAGGUCAGAGGUAGUGACGUUAUUAUUGAGCGCUGGCGCAUUGGUGAAUCAGCACUCAUAUGCAGGCCACACCCCAUUCUACUGUGCCCUUUACCGACCCAACAAAGAGGUGCAGGCCCUUCUUAGUGCCCAUGGGGCCACAUACACACAGGACGAUGAGGAAGAGGAAGAGUACAGAGAGAGUGAGGAGGAGGAGUUUGAUGAUGUCAUCAUAAAUGGACAGCGAGUGCUGUAGCUGUAAAACAUGGACACUACUCUGCCGUUAAACCCCUUGAACUCCAGCUGAAAGAAUGUGGAGUCUUGAGUGUAUUUGGUGUGUCUGUGUGUGUGUCUUUUGUUUUAAGGUACAGUAUGCUGGUUUUGGUUCAGGCUGAUGGAAGUGCAUAGCUAGAUUAUGUUAGUAAUGGAAGAUCUAUGAUGAAGUUAUUUAAGCCUGAUAUCAAGCAAAGCCUUUUAAAGCUGUAACAAUGGAGGCAGCUUUUCAUUUAGUAAAACCUCUCAUUGGCCCAUCUGGUGUAUGUUAGAAUAAAGGGAUAGUUCACCUAAAGAAGAAUAUGCUGUCCCACCCUUGUGGUGAUUCAAGCCUGUAUGACGUUUUCUUCUGGGGAAUAAAGAAAUGUCUUUAAAAAUGAUUGAAAAGUGUUUCAUGUGCACACAUUAAAAAUCAGAGGAGUCCAGUGUUGUUUAGGCAACAUAUACUAUAUCACACCUUUAGGGAAAAUGUCUUUAACAGAAGAAACAAAGUCAUUUAGGUUUGGUGAGUAAAUGAUUUUAAUUUUGGGUGAAUUAUCCCAUAAAGAACCAAAUGCCAUAGAAGUUACCGUACACUUGUUAUUUUAAGAUUUUAUGUCUGCAGCACAUGGGAGCAGCACGGUAGUAAUACUCCCACUAGUGGGUAGAUUCAUUAUGUCCACAACACGUGUUGAUCUAAAAUGUGAUUAAUAGUGGCUUUCUUAAUGCUUUAAAAUGAAAUUGUUAGCCAGAUAUAACUGAAGAAACCUUGAAGAGAAAUUUGAAUGUUUUUUAAUAAACUUGUUGACUUACUAUUACUGCUACAC